Molecule: messenger RNA, 2085 nt
Organism: Phytophthora sojae
Lineage: Eukaryota; Oomycota; Peronosporomycetes; Peronosporales; Peronosporaceae
Exons: 2
Coding region: 1-2085 (694 amino acids)
Cellular component (GO): nucleus
Molecular function (GO): poly(A) RNA polymerase activity; RNA binding
Source: RefSeq, a predicted model, not a curated record
AUGCAGAGCUCGACGUUCACCGUGGCGCCGCACGUGCUGGAGCAGGCGUACAAGGCCAUCCGCACGACGCCGCCCGAGCCCAAGGACCUGGAGCAGUCGGCCAAGCUGCAGAGCUUCAUGGACGAGCACUUCCCCACCGAGUCGGACGCCAACAUCACGCGCCGCUCGCUGAUCCUGGCCGAGCUGCGCUCCAUCUUCCGCCAGUGGGUCAAGCAGGUGUGCAUGGACAAGGGCGUGCCCGAGGAGAUGGCGGCCGACGCCGGCGGCCAGAUCCUCGUCUCGGGAUCGUACCGACUCGGAGUGAACGAACCGGGUGCGGAUAUCGACACCAUCUGCGUGGCGCCGCGCCACGUGACGCGCGAGGACUUUUUCUCGUCGCUCAAGGAGAUCUUCCUGCAGCACCCCAAGGUGUCGAACCUCGUGGCCAUUGAGGGCGCCAUCGUGCCCAUCCUGACGUUCGACUACGAGGAGAUCAACAUCGAUCUGCAGAUCGCCAUCCUGCCGCGCAACUCCAUCCCGGAGAACCUCAACAUCCUGGACGACCACGUGCUGGUCGGCGUGGACCCGGCCACGGAGAAGAGUCUCAACGGCCCGCGCGUGACCGAGCUCAUGAUCAAGCUCACGCCCAACCGAGAGAGCUUCAUCAGCGUGCUGCGGAUUGUCCGACGCUGGGCCAAGCGCAGAGGACUCUACUCGAACAAGAUGGGAUACCUCGGCGGUGUCAACUGGUGCAUCUUGGUGUGCUUCAUCAAUCAGCUGUACCCGACUGCGGCGCCAUCGACGCUUCUGCUGAGGUUCUUCAUGGUUCUCAACAACUGGAAGUGGCCGCUCGCCAUCCAGCUCUGCAAAACCCACGACGCGAACUUGGGACUCGAGGUCUGGAACGCCAACGCGGGUCACAACCGGUACCAAGUGAUGCCGAUCCUGACGCCGGCGUACCCGUCGAUGAAUUCCUCGUUCAACGUCUCGACGCACAGUUUGACGGUGAUGAAGGAGGAGUUCAAGCGUGGCUUGACCAUUGUGCAGGAUGUGCUCAGCAAGGGCGGCUCGGAGUGGGGACCUCUGUUUGAACCUUCGGACUUUUUCGCCGUCCACCAACACUACCUCGCAGUCGAGGUGUACACGGAGAAGCAAGAGGAGGAGGCGGCCUGGUGCGGCUUCUGUGAGUCGCGUAUGCGUAAACUGGUGGAGUCUCUGGCGUAUAACCCGGCACUCUGCCGCCUUCGUGCCUACACGAAAAAGUUCCCGCUGAGUUUCGUGACGGGAGGCGAGGCUCCUGCUGGUGAGCAGCCGAAUGGCGCAGCGCUGGCGCAGCCUAGCAAGUUUGGUGUGUGCUUUUACGUGGGCUUCGACAUUGAUCGCCGCCAGCUGCGUAGCCGUGAAGUGAGCAUCGACAACUCUGUGGAGUACUUCAAGAACAACGAUCUGUACCGCUGGAACAAGCGAACUCCGACCAUGGACGUGCGUGUGACCCCGGUCGUGUGGAAAGCGCUGCCUGAAAGUGUGUUCGAGGAUAUGGGUGGCCGUGCUGUCGCUCGCGUGGCUCGUCGUGAAUUCAUGAAGAAGAAGAAGGAAGACGAAAAGAAAGCCGAGGAAGCUGCGGCACCGAGCCCUUCGCCUUCGGGCGAUGAGGGUACACACUCUCAAGAAGACGGUGACGAGUUGAGCUGCAGUCAAAAGGCAGCAUCGCUGGCAAACGACAUGGCCAACGGUAAGGGCAGCAUCUCACAGCCUGGAAGCCCUGACCCCGCAGCUGACGGUGCCGAGGUGACGAACGGCACUGAGUCGGUCAACAAUACUCCGGUCAAGCCGAAGAAGGUGGUGUCUUCGGGGUCACCAGAAAUGACAGGUAAGCGUGAUCGCGAUGGAAAAGCACUGGCGGGAGCUGGCAGUCCGGACGUGAAACCGUUGGGUGCUGCUCUCAAUUCCGCCAGUACGUCGACGAAUGGUGCGGCGACUCGAGGGAUGGCUUCACCUCCCGUGAAGGUGGUGAAGAAGCCCCUGGAGAUGGCAGCGGCUCCCCCUGCCGUGUCGUCGCCGCGCAAGAGACGUAAAAUGAAAAUCACUUUUGCCAAACUGAAUUGA